Molecule: messenger RNA, 895 nt
Organism: Gymnodraco acuticeps
Lineage: Eukaryota; Metazoa; Chordata; Actinopteri; Perciformes; Bathydraconidae
Product: muskelin-like
Cellular component (GO): cytoplasm
Molecular function (GO): protein binding
Source: RefSeq, a predicted model, not a curated record
GCCUCGCGCUGUCUGCUUGUUAUUUUCUGCAACAAGAUGGCUGUGGUUCCAGAGAGCGUCCUCACUUUCGGCGUUUUUAAAUGGAGCUCUUACUCCUCUACAUAUUUACCAGAGAAUAUCUUGGUGGACAAACCUAAUGAUCAGUCUUCCAGGUGGUCGUCUGAGAGCAACUACCCUCCACAGUUUUUAAUCCUGAAAUUGGAAAGGCCGGCAAUUGUUCAGAGCAUCACUUUUGGAAAAUAUGAGAAGACUCACGUGUGCAACUUGAAGAAGUUUAAAGUGUUUGGUGGGAUGAGUGAAGAAAACAUGACAGAGCUUUUGUCCAGUGGCCUUAAGAAUGACUACAAUAAGGAAACAUUCACCUUAAAGCACAAGAUUGAUGAGCAGAUGUUUCCCUGCAGAUUUGUCAAAAUAGUGCCUCUGAUGUCUUGGGGUCCCAGUUUUAAUUUCAGCAUCUGGUACAUUGAGCUGCACGGUAUUGAAGAUCCUGACGUGGUGCAGCCCUGCCUCAACUGGUACAGCAAGUACAGAGAACAGGAAGCCAUCCGCCUUUGCCUGAAGCAUUUCCGACAGCAUAACUACACCGAGGCCUUUGAGUCGCUGCAGAAGAAGACCCGGAUAGAGCUGGAGCAUCCGAUGCUAACUUACCUGCACGACCGCCUGGUGCUGCAGGGAGACUUCGACGAUUGUGAGGAGCUCAUCGACAAAGCUGUGGGAGACGGGCUGUUUAACCAGUACAUCAGCCAGCAGGAGUACAAGCCCCGGUGGAGUCAGAUCAUCCCCAAAUGUAACAAAGGUACCCAAGAAAUCAACCGAGACGACAUGACGAGUGACGGAGACGACAACAGGCCCGGGAUGAGGGGAGGACAUCAAAUGGUCAUCGACGUCCAGACUG